Molecule: messenger RNA, 1545 nt
Organism: Penicillium brasilianum
Lineage: Eukaryota; Fungi; Ascomycota; Eurotiomycetes; Eurotiales; Aspergillaceae
Source: the annotation of a GenBank genome assembly
GGGAUGUUCGAGGUCGCUGGACCGUGAAGCAGAUAAGAUUCCGAAGGCGGUAAAGCACCUACGAACGCGACAAAGCGGGCUGGAAGCACGGCCGUGAUCAUUAUUCGCAAACACCCAUUCUCUCGUUUUAUCUUCAACCAUCCCUCGAUCGCUGUACGAACGGGCGACUCCGAGCUCCUAUUUACUGCGAUGCGAUCCUUUUUCAAUAAGCCCGCCUGGGCAACCAAGACGGAUGACUCGGGCGCCGAAUUCUAUCGCCGAUCUGGGCAAACAUACUCCGACAUUAUCGCCGCAAACCGCGAAGCGCACAGAAAGCAGAAGCUCGCGUCUCAGUUUGCGGAAAGUUCGCCCUCCGCGACUACCGAAGAGAGCCAUAAAUCCAAACGGCCACGAAAGUCUGACGAACAUGAGGAGAAACCGGAGACGGAGGAUGAGAACCCCGUCGCUACGAGCACACCCAAGUCGGAUAAAGAACGAGAGCCCGAAGAAUAUCGCAGGAGUUCUCCUUCGUCUCCCAGUGAGGAGCGCGACCAAUCUAAGAGUCUUGAAGCCAAUGAAGAUGAACCUGAGCCCACGACUGUUCCAAGCCCUAUCUAUCUUGACUCCACGGCGAGUCCCUCUUCAGAUCACUCACAAACCUCCUCCUCGCACCUGACCCCGGAUGAUCGCCUCAAAAAAGCUCAGCAAACAACGGAUUCAUAUUCCAGGGAUACGCCCAGCAAUCUACCUUCAAGAUACUUGGCCACCGGAUCUCAUUAUCAACCCGUGCAACCGACGCCCACUCCUCCACCAGCAGAGGACCCAAGGGUGCACAUUCUUAUAACAUCCGAGAUCCCAAACACCAAGCCAUUGAUUGUCCAGCGCAGAAUUUCCCAGCCCUUGAAGGACGCUCGCCUAGCGUGGUGUGAGCGACAGGGCUUCACUGAAAAAGAAUCAUCAUCUAUCGAACUCUAUUGGAAUGGCGUCAGGCUGUUUGACGUGUCAACAUGCAGGAGAUUUGACACAAGGAAAGAGAAGAAGAGCUUGUUGGAUAUAGAAGAUGAACCCGAUGCGGAACAGCUUGAGCUGAAAAUCCACUUGGAGGCAGUCAGCACGGACCCGCUCUUGAUGAAUCGUCGUGGUCCCUCUCCAGAUGUUGGCGCUGCAUCGCCCGCCCCGCCCACUCCGGAACAUGAUCCGGAGAACGAGCCGAUGAAGUUGCUUUUGAAAAGUCCCGGACUGAAUGACUUUAAGAUCAAGGCUAGACCUAAGACCUUGGUGUCGAAGGUUAUAGCGGCUUUUCGAGAAAAGCAGAAUAUACCCGAGGAUAAAUCGGUGCACCUUGUCUUUGAUGGUGAUCGACUUGAACCUGAUACUUGCCUGGGUGAUCAUGAUAUUGCAGACCUCGACAUGCUGGAGGUUCUUAUUAAAUAAUACUCCUGAAAAGGCACGGAGAAGAUAUGGGAGCUAGUGGCCCUCAAAAGCCCGAUGACUUUCAUUCCAGGUAAUCUACGUGUAACACUAAUCAUAUGAUCUACCAGUAAUUUUCAGACGAUCAGAAGGUCG